UUUUUUCGUGUCCCAAGUUUUGUUGUACACAAUGACGAUCGUAUUGCAGGAACAUGAUUCCCGGAUACUGCUAGCCGGUUUGGGAUUAGGUAAGACUGAGGACGAUAUGCAUAUAUCUAGUAGUUACUCCUCCGACCGCGCUCGUGUGAUAGUAGUCACUUGCGGUAUCUUAUCAUAUGUUAAGAAAGUAAGUCGUCGUUCUGGUCCUCUAUGUCCAUGGGCGUCUGUCCUCGUCCAUGUUCUUAAAUGUCAUCUUCAUCAUCAAGAUGGAGGACGCUUUCGCACGGAGGCAAAAAAAAUACUAGAACUAGAAGUGCUAGAACUGCAUCAAGAACUAGUACCAAUGAAUGAAUGAAGAACGGCUGCAUCAAUCACUACUACAACAAGGACUGCGAGGCUUCGAGCGAUAAGACCACGAAGUAAGCAAGAAAAUCAUCUUUAUCGGACGCUUAUCAAUAACGAAAACAACCUUGAUUUUCUUCUCUGCCCUCGUCUCCGUCUCGGUCUCCAGCACGUAAUCGCCUUUAUCCAAGUUUUAUGUCUACUUGAAUUUCUACCUGCCUACUACGAUAAGUGGAGGAAGCACGAGUUCCGUAUUUUUCCGCCAGGUUCUACGAACGCCUUCCUAGUUCCAGAUGACUUGCGUGGUCGCAUCCAGCCUUUCCCAGCAACAUCGGAUGUGUUUUUCUACAACAAAGUCCUCUAGUAUCUCUCUGCUUUCAACAUCAGAGAAAUUCGUAGAACUCAGAAGAGACUCAGGGAAGUCGUAGGUCCAAUCCGAACCAACUAACAUCGUCAGCAAAUAACUCGCUGCAUUCAGCAGCAGACUCAAAGACAAACUACCUAAAAAGAAGAACUGUUUCGCCAAUGGAAAUGGUGAUCCGAAAUUUCAAAACACGCCUGCAAUAAGAUGUAGCUAGG
Messenger RNA from Amoebophrya sp. A25, 921 nucleotides. The record is from the annotation of a GenBank genome assembly. NCBI's taxonomy places the organism in Eukaryota, Dinophyceae, Syndiniales, Amoebophryaceae.